AUGGUUAGAAAGGCGUCUGGGACUGUGCUUCCUGGCGCUGCUGCUGCUGCAUUGGCUGCUGUUGGUGUGAGGGAGGAGGGGGGAGGAGGAGGAGGAGGAGGAGGAGGAGGAGGAGGAGGAGGAGGAGGAGGAGGAGGAGGAGGAGGAGGAGGAGGAGGAGGAGGAGGAGGAGGAGGAGGAGGAGGAGGCGGAGGAGGAAGAGGAGGAGGAGAAAAGGGAAGAGAGAAGGAGAGGGGCAAGGCAAAGGGAAGCUUACCAUCUCUGCGUGGCGGCGGUAGGGAGGAGAAGGAGGAGGGGAAGGGGGAAACGGAGGAGGGAAGGGUGGGGAGGGAGAUGAGGAAGGAUGAAGUUGGGGACGGGAGGGCGGAGGAGGGGCAAGAAGGGAGGAGUGAACAGAGAGAGGGAGACGGAAAGGUGAUGAGAGUAAUCAAGAGCCACUCCUAUGGUGAGGAGAAGGCGAAGAGAGUGGAGCAAGGUGAGCAGAGUGGAAAGAGAGAGGGCGGCAACACUUCAAGAAAUUCUCAAAAGCUAUCUCUUCUCAUUCCUAAGCCUUCUUUUCCCAAGCUACCUGGCCCUUCUAUCCCUGCCUCUUCCUCUCUUGACCGUUCCAUCUUCCCUCACCUCUCCUCCUCCUCUUCCCCUCUCUCUUCCCCUCUCUCCUCCCGUCUCUCCUCCCCGCUCUCCUCCCCUCUCUCCUCCCCUCUCCUUCGUUCCCCUCGCCCUGUUCCGGCUCCUCUCUCCCCUCCCUCCCCUCCCACGGCCAAUAGCAGCAUCCCCGUUACUAGCACACUCAAUAGCAGCAGCUCCGUUACUAGCACACUCCAUAGUGGCACGACUAGCAUCAGCAUAGCUGCUGGGGCUAUGACUGGUCAUGGGACGUCCUCUCUAGAACAGGAGGGUGCUGAAACGCGUUCGGGAGGAGGGGGAGAGAGUAAGGAGGGAGGAGGGGGAGAGAGUGGGAGAGGAAGAGGGGAAGAGAGCGGGAAUGGAGAGAGAGAAGAGGGUGCAGGUGUAGCGUGUGGAGUGGCAGGGGUGGGCGAAGCAAGGAGGCAGGGCAGUAGCAGUAGCAGUGGCAGUGGCAGUGGCAGUGGCAGUGGCAGUGGCAGUGGCAGUGGCAGUGGCAGUGGCAGUGGCAGUGGAAGGGGAAGGCAUAGACGUGCUCUCUCUGUCACGGAUGCCUGUAUCCCUGUCACCCUCUCCCCCUCCUCCGUUCCCACUCCCUCCUCCUCCGCCUCCUCCUCCUCCUCCUCCUCCUCCUCCUCCUCCUCCUCCUCCUCCUCCUCCUCCUCCUCCUCCUCCUCCUCCUCCUCCUCCUCCUCCUCCUCCUCCUCCUCCUCCUCCUUCAGCAGCACCACCACCACUAGCGAGGGGGAGGAGGAGGAGGAGGAGGAGGAGGAGGAAAAGGAGGAGGAGGAGGAGGAGGAGGAGGAGGAGGGGGAGGAGGAGGAGGAGGAGGAAAAGGAGGAGGAGGAGGAGGAGGAGGAGGAGGAGGGGGAGGAGGAGGAGGAGGAGGAAAAGGAGGAGGAGGAGGAGGAGGAGGAGGAGGAGGAGGAGGAGGAGGAGGAGGAGGAGGAGGAGGAGGAGGAGGAGGAGGAGGAGGAGGAGGAGGAGGAGGAGGAAAAAGGAGGGGGUGGACUCAAAAUUCGGGAGGGGGAGGAGGAGGAGGAGGAGGAGGAGGAGGAGGAGGAGGAGGAGGAGGAGGAGGAGGAGGAGGAGGAGGAGGAGGAGGAGGAGGAGGAGGAGGAGGAGGAGGAUGAGGAUGGUGAUGAGUUUACCCCGAUUGCCAUGCCGAGACUUUUGUAUGGACCCAAAAGUCAGGAGAGCAAUGCUGGGGAUGAUGGGGAUGAUGGUGAUGAGCUUACUCCGAUUGCCACGCCUAUAGCAACUGCUGUGGCCGUUUCACCAUCCAACUCCCCUGUGCUUCUUUGGAGGAGGAAUGAAGUGGAGGAAGGAGGACAAGAGGAGGAGGAGGAAGAGGAGGAUGAGGAAGAGUUCACUCCGAUUGCUGCUCCUGUGGUCUCUCACUCCUUGUCUGCACUCGAGCAGCAAAAACAGUCCAGGUUCAAUGAAUCUCCAAGGGCUGCUGCUGCUCCUGCUGCUGCUGCUGCUCCUGCUGCUGCUGCUGCUCCUGCUGCUGCUGCUGCUGCUCCUGCUGCUGCUGCUGCUCCUGCUGCUGCUGCUGCUGCUCCUGCCGCUGCUGCUCCUGCCGCUGGUGCUAGUAACAUUACAGGUGGUGCCGUUGCAGGUGGGGUUUCAGUAGGUGAAAUUUCAGGUGGGGUUUCACUAGGUGGUACCGGUGGGAGGCCCAGGCACAGGCAGUGCCAGUCGUUUUCCGGCUUUGACUUUGGCUCAGAUGCACCGGGACAGGCGUUUCCUGAGGCACAGCCUCAAAAGCUCAGGUUCAGUGUAUCUGGACAGGCAAUGUUUGAGGCGCAGCCUAAAGUGGUCAGGUUCAAUGUACCUGGAGAAGACGACAGGGGGGAGGCGGGUGGCGGGGAAAAUCCGGGGCAAACGGGGGGAGUGGAGCAACUGAGGGCGCGACGAGAAGAGGAGACGGGAUGGGAAGAGGGUGUGAUGAGCAGCAAAGCACGGUUUGCCAUCCCGGGACGGGAUGGGGAGAGGGGAAGAACUGAAAUCUUCAGGGCUGCUUCUGCUGCUGCUGCCGCUGCUGCUCCUGCUGCUGCUCUUGCCGCUGCUGCCGCUCCUGCUGCUGCUCGUGCUGCUGCCGCCGCUGCUGCUGGCAGUGAUGGGGUUUCAGGUGGUGGAAAUUCAGGUGGCUGGGCAUCGUCAGGUGAAAUUUCAGGUAGUGGGGGCAGUGGUAUGACCAGGCACAGGCAGUGCCAGUCGUUUUCCAGCCUUGACUUCGGCGUGAAUGCGUGGGUUAUGGGGAGCGGCAAAGACGGAGGGAGAGGAGUGGCUAUAGCGAGCACAGGGCCAGGGACAUGGUCUCUUGGAACCCCCCCACCCAAGGCAUCCUCAGCGGCAGAAGCUUCAGCACAGCUUAUCCAAGCAGCACCGUCCCAAGCCCAAGAGGAACAGGAGGAGGGACUGGGGUUCCCAAGUCCCCAAGAGGAGGGGACAUGGUCUCUUGGAACCCCCCCACCCAAGGCAUCCUCAGCAGAAGGAGCUUCAGCUCCGUAA
Messenger RNA from Closterium sp. NIES-65, 3141 nucleotides. NCBI's taxonomy places the organism in Eukaryota, Viridiplantae, Streptophyta, Zygnematophyceae, Desmidiales, Closteriaceae. The record is from the annotation of a GenBank genome assembly.